CGACGGACGAUUUGCUACCCACCUCCCCAGCGCAGGCCUUCCGGUAUUAUUGGUGUUUCGAGCACAGAAAAAGCUGCCACAGCUGCUGCUCCUCCAUUGUUCAGCUGUCACUGCUGCGACUGCUUGCCAUCGUGCCCCUGCCAGCCAACUGCGCCCAACUCUAAACGGCCCCCUCCUGGCACCAUCGUCAUCAUCGCCGAACAGCAUCAUUUUUUUCCCGCUCUCGUCACCACACCUACCGGACCACGUUUCGGCGCACGCACCCGCUCUCGCCGCGGCCCACGAGAUUCGCCUCCCCCCUCCCUCCCCCCUUCCGUCAACCACGACAAGGAAUCUUCACAAUGGUCAACACCAGCACCGUAGCGACGAUAUCGGUCGCGACCGCCGUCACCGGCCUCUUCGCGUACGCCGUCUACUUUGACUACCAGCGCCGUGCCAACCCAGAGUUCCGCAAGACCCUGCGCCGCGAGUCCAGGCGGCAAGCCCGCGCCGAGAAAGACCAGGCCGCCGCCGCCAACAAGCAAAAGUCCCAGCAGGUCCACGCCGUCGUCGACGAGGCCCUCGAGGAGGGCUUCCCGACCGGCGUCAACGAGAAGGAGCAGUUCUUCAUGGACCACGUACAACAGGGCGAGCUGCUGGCGUCUGACCCUGCGAACACGACCGAGGCCGCUCUGGCCUUCUACAAGGCUCUCAAGGUCUACCCGACCCCGGGCGACCUUAUCAGCAUCUACGACAAGACCGUGGACAAGCGCGUGCUCGACGUCCUCGCCGAGAUGAUUGCCUACGACAAGUCUCUCGACCUCGGCAGCCAGCAGAUGCCCGCCGGCAUCAACCUUGCCGACCUGCAGAACCCUGGCCUUGACUAAGGAGUACCUCUGCACAUCUUCACUGCUGUACGCGCAGCACACAUGUCUGAGUGGACCCGCACAGGGCAGUUGGGGGGUGUCUUGGAGCAAAACACGGCAGAUCAGUGUAGUGGUCAAGUCCAAAGGUCAAUCGAAGAGAGGAGACCCCGCGAACAAUUGCAGGCAAAGCAGGUAUACAUGCAUGCAUUGCGUGUGUUCUGGCAAGUCACCCAAGAUGCGGGGGAUGUAUGAUAUAGUAUUUUUGGUGUAACAACGGCUCAUGCAGAAUGUACGCAUAGAACGAGGGGCAGAAGGGGCUCGAACCAUUUGGCCUGGUGUACAUAUAGCUCAAGAUGGAUGAAUAUGUGGGAAGGCAUGGCAUGACAAUGGCGGGAAGAUAGACAAGCUGUGCCACCGAGAACGGAAAAAAAAUGAAAUGAAACGAAACAAAGCUAUUGGCCUUGAGCGUGGUAGCACAUUGUGAUAUGAUAAAUUU
Molecule: messenger RNA, 1341 nt
Organism: Microdochium trichocladiopsis
Lineage: Eukaryota; Fungi; Ascomycota; Sordariomycetes; Xylariales; Microdochiaceae
Product: mitochondrial outer membrane translocase complex, subunit Tom20 domain-containing protein
Exons: 4
Coding region: 342-866 (174 amino acids)
Biological process (GO): protein import into mitochondrial matrix; tRNA import into mitochondrion; protein targeting
Cellular component (GO): mitochondrial outer membrane; mitochondrial outer membrane translocase complex
Molecular function (GO): transmembrane protein transporter activity
Source: RefSeq, a predicted model, not a curated record